UCUGUGUUCUGCGCUACGUACUCGCCACUCAUCCCCGUAUUUCUCCGCUCUUCCAGUCACGCGCCGCACAUGGAUUUCUCCCGGAUUUCCCGGCUCUAACAUGGACGCCCGGUCGGAGGGUUUUUCCUUUGCGCAGUGAGACGGACAUGCGAAGAAGCGUCGCCCAUGGAGUGUCCUCUUCUGUCUCAGUGACCAUGCCGUGAUCACACGCGCACACCGCUGAAUCAAACACCUCCGAAAGCACGAAACAAGUGGGGAAUCUUUACGCUCCGUCCAGGGGAAUGACAUGCAGCGCAUCGCAGGCAUCACGAAGAUGGUAACUCAUCGGAGAUGGCUUGGGCUGUUGCUGCUCUUACUGUGUGUGGGAUAUUCUCACGGGAUGCCACAUGUUUUACGAUUCGGGGGCAUAUUUGAAUCUAUCGAAAGUGGUCCAUCAGGUGCUGAAGAACUUGCCUUUAAGUUUGCUUUAAAUACAAUCAACAGGAACAGAACUUUACUGCCAAACACCACACUCACAUACGACAUCCAGCGGAUAAACAUCCACGACAGCUUCGAGGCCUCCAGAAAAGCUUGUGACCAGCUCUCUCUGGGAGUGGCUGCCAUUUUCGGGCCCUCGCACAGCUCCUCUGCCAACGCGGUGCAGUCCAUCUGUAACGCUCUCGGGGUGCCACACAUACAGACCAAGUGGAAGCACCAAGUGUCAGACAACCGAGACUCCUUCUACGUCAACCUGUACCCCGACUUCUCCUCCCUCAGCAGGGCCAUUUUAGACCUGGUGCACUUCUUCAAGUGGAAAACGGUCACCGUGGUUUAUGACGACAGCACAGGUCUGAUUCGAUUACAGGAGCUCAUCAAGGCUCCGUCUCGUUACAACAUCCGAUUAAAAAUCCGGCAGCUACCAGCAGAAACAAAAGAUGCCAAGCCGCUUCUUAAAGAAAUGAAACGAGGGAAAGAGUUCCAUGUGAUCUUUGACUGCGGGCAUGAGAUGGCGGCGGGCAUCCUGAAACAGGCUCUCGCCAUGGGAAUGAUGACCGAGUAUUACCACUACAUUUUUACUACCCUGGAUCUCUUCGCAUUGGAUGUGGAGCCGUAUCGGUACAGCGGAGUCAACAUGACUGGAUUUCGUAUCCUCAACACAGAGAACAGUCAGGUGUCCUCCAUCAUUGAAAAGUGGUCCAUGGAGCGACUACAGGCACCUCCUAAACCUGAUUCUGGCCUCCUGGAUGGUUUCAUGACAACAGAUGCUGCCCUGAUGUAUGACGCGGUGCAUGUGGUGGCUGUUGCAGUCCAGCAGUCUCCUCAAAUCACCGUCAGUUCACUCCAAUGCAACCGGCACAAGCCCUGGCGAUUCGGCAACCGCUUCAUGACGCUCAUUAAAGAGGCCCAUUGGGACGGCUUGACCGGACGGAUAAAUUUCAACAGGACCAACGGCCUGAGGACAGAUUUCGAUCUGGAUGUGAUCAGCCUGAAGGAAGAGGGGCUAGAGAAGAUUGGUACGUGGGAUCCUGCAAGUGGUUUGAACAUGACUGAAAACCAGAAAGGAAAGGCGGCCAAUGUGACCGACUCUUUGUCCAACAGAUCAUUGGUGGUGUCCACUAUUCUGGAAGAGCCGUACGUGAUGUUCAAGAAGUCGGAUAAGCCGCUGUACGGGAACGAUCGUUUCGAGGGUUACUGCGUCGACCUGCUGCGGGAGCUCGCUGCCAUCCUGGGCUUCGGUUAUGAGCUGCGUCUGGUGGAGGACGGCCGGUACGGGGCGCAGGACGAGAGCUCGGGACAGUGGAACGGCAUGGUGCGAGAGCUCAUGGACCAUAAAGCUGAUCUUGCAGUGGCGCCACUGGCCAUCACAUACGUGCGGGAGAAGGUCAUCGACUUUUCCAAACCCUUCAUGACGCUGGGGAUAAGUAUACUGUACCGAAAACCCAACGGCACCAACCCGGGGGUCUUCUCCUUUCUCAACCCCCUGUCCCCCGACAUCUGGAUGUAUAUUCUGCUCGCUUACUUGGGUGUCAGUUGUGUGCUGUUUGUCAUAGCCAGGUUUAGUCCCUACGAAUGGUAUAACCCUCACCCGUGCAACCCCGACUCGGAUGUGGUGGAAAACAAUUUCACCCUGCUAAAUAGUUUCUGGUUCGGAGUUGGAGCUCUCAUGCAGCAAGGAUCUGAGCUCAUGCCCAAAGCCCUUUCCACCAGGAUAGUAGGAGGAAUCUGGUGGUUUUUCACCCUAAUCAUCAUCUCCUCCUACACGGCCAACUUAGCUGCCUUCCUAACGGUGGAGAGAAUGGAGUCUCCAAUCGACUCGGCUGAUGACCUGGCCAAGCAGACCAAGAUUGAGUAUGGAGUGGUGGAGGACGGAUCCACAAUGACCUUCUUUAAGAAAACGAAGAUCUCCACGUAUGAUAAAAUGUGGGAGUUCAUGAGCAGCAGAAGGCAUUCGGUCAUGGUGAAGAGCAUCGAGGAGGGAAUUGAGCGCGUGCUGACGUCCGAUUACGCCUUCCUCAUGGAGUCCACCACCAUCGAAUUCGUCACCCAGCGCAACUGCAACCUCACACAGAUUGGAGGACUCAUAGACUCCAAGGCCUAUGGAGUUGGCACCCCGAUGGGCUCUCCGUACCGGAUAAGAUCACCAUCGCGAUCCUUCAGCUCCAGGAAGAAGGGAAGCUGCACAUGAUGAAGGAGAAAUGGUGGCGAGGAAACGGUUGUCCUGAAGAGGAGAAUAAAGAGGCCAGUGCGCUCGGCGUCCAGAACAUCGGU
Danio aesculapii is the source of this 2748-nucleotide messenger RNA. It is a transcript of the gene grik2, whose product is annotated as glutamate receptor, ionotropic, kainate 2. NCBI's taxonomy places the organism in Eukaryota, Metazoa, Chordata, Actinopteri, Cypriniformes, Danionidae. Gene Ontology annotation, cellular component: presynaptic membrane; plasma membrane; postsynaptic membrane. Gene Ontology annotation, molecular function: transmitter-gated monoatomic ion channel activity involved in regulation of postsynaptic membrane potential; kainate selective glutamate receptor activity. Gene Ontology annotation, biological process: monoatomic ion transport; synaptic transmission, glutamatergic; modulation of chemical synaptic transmission. The transcript is spliced from 15 exons. Bases 287 to 2665 code for a protein of 792 amino acids. The record is from RefSeq and is a predicted model, not a curated record.